GCGGGCAGGCUAAAAUAUGGCGCCAUCCCCAACCAAGAGGAAGGAGGACGACAAGAGCAAGCAGCGCGUGAAGGAGAAGUCGGGCGCCGCCAAAGACGGAGCCGACAAAGACCGGAGCCGAGACAAGAACCGCACGCGGCGCAGCGCGUCCAGCGGCAGCAGCAGCAGCAGCUCCAGCAGCAGCUCCGGCUCCUCCAGCUCCUCCGCCUCCAGCCACUCCGGCUCCUCCCGCUCUUCUUCCUCCUCCUCGUCCUCCUCGCCGAGCCCCAGCCGCCAGCGCCACAACAACAGACGCCGCUCCCGCUCUAAGUCAAAAUCGGCGAAGAAGGACGACAGGGACCGUCGGCGUCGGAGCCCCACGCCCAAACCCACCAAGGUCUACCUGGGCCGGCUCACCAGGAAUGUUAUCAAGGAGCACAUCCAGGAGAUCUUCUCCACUUACGGCAAGAUCAAGAUGAUCGACUUGCCCAUGAACCGCGUCCACCCGCUGCUCUCCAAGGGCUACGCCUACGUGGAGUUUGAGACCUCCGACGAGGCGGAGAAGGCCCUGAAACACAUGGACGGAGGUCAGAUCGACGGCCAGGAGAUCACCGUCACGGCCGUGCUGACCCCCACCGUGCGCCCGCCCCCCCGCCGGCUGUCGCCCCCCCGCCGGAUGCCGCCGCCGCCGCCAAUGUGGCGCCGCACGCCGCCUCGCAUGAGGAGGAGGUCUCGCUCUCCACGGCGUCGCUCUCCGGUCCGUCGCAGGUCUCGCUCGCCCGGACGCCGCCGCCAUCGCUCCCGCUCCAGCUCAAACUCCUCCCGCUAGUGACAGAGGAACACACACACACACACACACACACCUCCCCCUCCGUUCUAUUGCUAAAGUACAGAUUUGUAAUGGUGCUACUGGUCCUAAUUUGGGUUUGGCUCAGUGCUGUGUUUUUAAAACCACCCCAUAGCCCUCCUCUUCCUCUCACAGCGUGACUCCUCAUCGAUUACAUAGCAGCUACACGCGUGUAAUACCAGUUAGCGCCAGCUGUCUGCUCCGUGGGUUUUCGGCGGUCAGUUCGAGGUCGGAGGGUUUUAUGUUAUCACUGGAGCUCGUCAGGAGUCCCCUUCUUAUUUUUUUUUCCACCUCAUUUUUAACGUGUGACAUUGUGAUUUAGACAUUUGUGUUUUUAGUUUCCUCAUAAAUCUUCUUUUGUCCAGCUGGCUUGUGGAGUGACAAUAAAGUUCAUGUUUUGAACUCCU
Messenger RNA from Pseudoliparis swirei, 1233 nucleotides. Its product is annotated as RNA-binding protein with serine-rich domain 1-like. Bases 17 to 808 code for a protein of 263 amino acids. The transcript is spliced from 7 exons. The record is from RefSeq and is a predicted model, not a curated record. Gene Ontology annotation, biological process: mRNA splicing, via spliceosome. Lineage: Eukaryota; Metazoa; Chordata; Actinopteri; Perciformes; Liparidae. Gene Ontology annotation, molecular function: RNA binding. Gene Ontology annotation, cellular component: ASAP complex; cytoplasm; nucleoplasm.